Messenger RNA from Chaetura pelagica (chimney swift), 2232 nucleotides. It is a transcript of the gene G2E3, whose product is annotated as G2/M-phase specific E3 ubiquitin protein ligase. NCBI's taxonomy places the organism in Eukaryota, Metazoa, Chordata, Aves, Apodiformes, Apodidae. The coding region runs from base 1 to 2232 and encodes 743 amino acids. Gene Ontology annotation, molecular function: ubiquitin-protein transferase activity. The record is from RefSeq and is a predicted model, not a curated record. Gene Ontology annotation, cellular component: nucleus. The transcript has 15 exons.
AUGAGCAAAAAAAAGAAUGUUGACAUUCAAAAUGCAUGCUGUGUUCUCUGUGCACAGACAGAUGACUGCCCUGAAAAGUAUGGAGAAAAAAGAACCUAUGUUGAGUACAAGCUCACUGUUCAUUACUACUGUUUGCUGAUGUCAAGUGGCAUAUGGCAGAGAGGGGAAGAAGAUGAAGGUGUAUAUGGAUUCUUAAUCAAAGAUAUCAUAAAAGAAGUAAAGAGAGCUUCCAGACUGAAAUGUAAUAUCUGUAAGAAAAAAGGUGCUUCAAUUGGAUGUGUAGCUCCCAAAUGCAAAAGAAGUUACCAUUUUCCUUGUGGGGUACAAAAAGAAUGUAUUUUCCAGUUUAUGGAAGACUUCAGAUCAUACUGUUGGGAACAUAAACCUGUUCAAAACUUUCCGGAUAAAGAAUGUGGAGGAACGUCACAGUGUACGAUAUGCCUGGAUUUGGUUGAACAACUUCCGGUGUACAAUGUAUUGAAAAGUCCUUGCUGUAAAAAUGCUUGGUUUCAUCGACAAUGCAUACAGUAUCAAGCUUUGAGUGCUGGGAUAUUUUUCUUUAGGUGCACAGUAUGUAAUAACAAGGACAAAUUUCAGAAAGAAAUGUUGAGAAUGGGCAUACACAUUCCAGAAAAGGAUGCAUCUUGGGAACUUGAAGAGAAUGCCUAUCAAGACCUACUUCAAUGUUAUCAACACUGUGACAUUAAAAGAUGUCGCUGCAAGAAAGGAAGAGACUAUAAUGAACCUGAUAGUAAAUGGGAAAUAAAGCGUUGUCAGUCUUGUGGAUCCCGUGGAACUCAUUUGGCCUGUUCAUAUAUGAAGUCAUGGGAGCAAAACUGGGAGUGCAUGGAAUGCAGAAGUAUCUUUGCAAAAUCAGGGAAUUACAGCAAACAGAAAAAGCAUUCCUUGGCUACCUGUGAAAAGACAGAUGGAACACCUUGUUUACUGGAAGAGCCAUCUCCAAAGCGCUGUCGGAAGUCUCCUGGAUCUCAACGCAGUGUUCUCCAAUCAUCAAAGAUAAUAUGCCAGAACAACUUGUCACCCUGCUCACCCAUAGAACUUCCAGCAUCCAACAGAGUGACGAUGUCUUUACCUCCGCUGAUGUCAAGCAGGAAUUUGUCCCUGAGGAAAAGGCAUUUAAGACAGCAAAUAAGGGAAGUUUCUAAUAUACUGAAGGAAUUAAAGCUACAAGUUAAUAAAAAAACUACAACGCUUAACAUCAAUACAAAAAAUAUCUGGAAUAGUUCUUUACAAGGAUUUAGACAACGCAGCUUCAGUCCUACAAACACCAUCAAAAUAAAGUUCACCAACUGCCAAAAUAAAUCAAAGACAGAUACUUCUGCUGCAUCAAAACACCAUUUCUUUCAAUUAUUAAUGCUUCACCUUCAAAAUUCAUCACUGUUUGAGGGCUCUUCUGCAAAGAACUUGUCCCUUGAUUUUCAAGCUGUAAAAGAGAAUCUUUAUUUUGAAGCUGGUAAAAUGAUUGCAGUUUCUCUGGUUCAUGGGGGCCCAUCUCCUGGUUUCUUUUCCAAAACACUGUUCAAUUGUCUUGUCUAUGGUCCAGAGAAUGUGAAGCCAGCUUUGGAAGAUGUUGCUGAUGUUGAUGUAGCACAAACAAUAAAAACGAUAAAAUACGCAAAUAGUCUGUCCAGCCUAGAGUCUGCAGUAUACAACUGCCAUGAAUUCCUUGCUGCUGCUGGAUGUUUAAGACCUGUAACAGCUUUGUGUGAUAAGAAUAUGCUGGUGAAUGACAUCCUGAUCCAUCAUGUAAUCAAGAGAGUUAAAUUACCUUUGGAAAGUUUUAGGCAAGGUUUAGAAACUCUUGGUGUGUUGGAGAAAAUGCAAAUGCAUCCAGAUGUGUUCUCCCAUGUAUUGUGCCACAAACCUGAAAGACUUUCAGCAGAAACUAUUUGUGAUCUCUUUACAAUCCAUUCCUCAUCAGAUGUAAAUAAAGCUGAAGGUGCUGAUUUUUGGAUGGGUUAUUUGCAAGAUGUGGAAAGUGGUGAGUCUCUGGUGACAUUGGAGGAUAUUCUGCUCUUUGCAACAGGCUCUUCUUCUAUACCGCCCAUUGGUUUUGAUCCUGAACCUACUGUUAAGUUUUUGCAUAUAAGUUAUCCUGUUGGAAACAGACUCCUUAAUUGUUUAGAGCUCCCUAUAACAAAGACAUACGAGAAGUUUAAAAAGAAAAUGGAGUUCACCAUCAGAAACACACUAAGAGUUGACAGAGAGUAA